AUUACAUUACGAGACAGUGCGUCGAGAGAAACAUGAAGGUAUUGAUAUUUGUUGCGUUUUUCGCAACGACGAUUUUCGCCGAAACUCCGGUCGGUCGUCAGCGAUACUUCGUUGCCCAACCGUCAUCCGGGCAAUCCGCUCCUUAUGCCCCGAGAGGAUGGAAACCGGACGGUCCGUCUUUCGACUUGCCCGGACGUCAGAAUCAGCCGAGUGUGAACGUUCGUUAUCCGCAGAACAUUGGCCCCGUUGAUCAACAACAACGACAACAACCGUCGUCGCAAUUCGGUCCUUUCGAGAUUGAAAUCGACCUUGCACCAGCUAUACCGGCCGACUCGCCACGCGUCAAUGUUCAGCCGCAAGUUCAAUCGCAGUACCGUGAACCGAGUCGUGUGUAUGGUGCACCUAGCCAACAAUUCCCUGAUCCCCGAGAAACUUAUGGUCCUCCAGUGCAGCGACCCAAUAUUCAUUUUGAUAAUCAGUAUGGAGUGCCUGCUCAAGGCAGAUUCAACGUUCCAAACAAUCAACAAUUCGCCCCUGCUCCGCAACAAGAGCUUACUCCUCCAAGCUUAUCAAAUCCAAACGUCUUUAAUCCUGCACGUGCUCAGCAACCAUCUAAACUGUCGAAUCCUACGAAUCUGUACGAUGCUCCAAAACAGUCACAGUACAUCCCACCUAACUUUGACAACCAGUACGAUGUACCAGUGAAUCAGUUUGAUUCUCCAAACAAACAAUCUCCGUAUCAGUCCAGUGCGACUAACGUUCAAGAAUUUAACACUCCUACCAAACAGCCGUUUGGGCUUAACAAUGCAAAUGAGAAUGAGUACAGAGCCCCAGCUAAGCAGCAAUUUGGAGUUGGGCCCAAUAUCCAGGAUCAAUUCAAUGAACCUGGUCAAGAUGAAUUUGGAGUACAGCAUCCACAAACUUCAAAUAGGGAACCAAAGUUUGAAAAUGACCAGAGAAAUACGAGCCCAAGAAAUCCCAGUGCUGUACCUAAUCAGUAUCCGUUAAACGAAAAUAAUGUACCCGUCAAUCCUAAUAAUCGUUUCGGACCCCGAAACCCAUCUUACAAUUUUGGUUCAAGAAUUCCACAAAACAAUUUUGGACAAUCGAGCCCUCGAAAUCCGGUCGGAAGUCAAAAUUCUCAGAAUCGAUUUGGAAACGAUAAUAGUCAAUAUCCCCGAGUCCCGGACAGUCGUUAUGGUGCACCGCCACCUAACCAGUAUCAGACACCUCGGUUUGGAAUCCCAAAUCCAGAAUCAAAUAAUUUCAACAGCCCCAGACCUCAAUACAAGGACGAAGAAUUGACAACCACUGAAGAAUCAACAUCGACCGAGGAAAUCGAAUCGACGACAGUGGGCGGUGCUCUUGCUCAAUCUGAAUCGGAAGAAGCAAAUACUUCGGAUGAAUUCAGCGAUGAGGUUGAAGACACCGAAAAACCCAGCCAGUCGACUAGGCUCGCGAAGCCUCAACGAGGCGAAUAUUAUGUAUCUCUUCCCGAUGGACGUCUGCAGCGAGUUCGUUACAUCAGUCAACAAGACAUCGAAGCCAUGCGAUAUUUUGCCAAGAUACGGGCCGAAAACGUGGAGCCUCUUCGUGGACCCAUAUAUGCAUACGCGCCACUUCAAGAAAUCAAAAUUGGCUCGGAAUCUAUCCCAUCCGAGUCUCUGAGCGUUUCUGCGUCCGAAUUGAAGCCGCAAAGUACCGAUGUUGAUGGAGUAAAGGUGAAUGCGAUUAAACCUUUGGCGCAGGUUCAGUACCAACUUGACAAUCCUGCGGGUUUUUUGUUGCCCCUUACGUCUAGCUACUCAACUUUUUCGGCAAACUAUGCAAACUCUCCGAAUGAAGAAAGAUUAAUAGUUGCUAUUCCUUAAAGUUUUUGGACUAACAAUUUUCCCCAGAAAUGUGUCAUUAAAAAUGUGAUAAGAUUUCAAAACAAUUAUUUCCAGUACUGUAAGCUAUUUGAAAAAUAGCCCGUACAUUGUGCCAUGUACAGAUCUUUAUGAAAGUUUAUUUGUAGUAUAAAAUUGUGAAUAAUAUUAUGAAACAAUA
This is a messenger RNA of Trichogramma pretiosum, 2049 nucleotides long. RefSeq names its product sporozoite surface protein 2-like. The transcript is spliced from 3 exons. Bases 33 to 1871 code for a protein of 612 amino acids. NCBI's taxonomy places the organism in Eukaryota, Metazoa, Arthropoda, Insecta, Hymenoptera, Trichogrammatidae. The record is from RefSeq and is a predicted model, not a curated record.